Penicillium soppii is the source of this 1599-nucleotide messenger RNA. Its product is annotated as histidine phosphatase family protein. Gene Ontology annotation, molecular function: acid phosphatase activity. Lineage: Eukaryota; Fungi; Ascomycota; Eurotiomycetes; Eurotiales; Aspergillaceae. The annotation marks the transcript as partial. The transcript is spliced from 3 exons. The record is from RefSeq and is a predicted model, not a curated record.
AUGGCCAUGAAAAGCCUGGUGUCUUUGCUGGUACUUGCCACUGCUGAGGCUAAUGCUAUACAACAGAGAGCGACAACUACCCAACCCAAUUGGUUCAAGACAUCACCUGAUAACUAUGCAGGUACGACAGCGACCGGUGCUGCUCCAUUCCUCGCUGCCAUCAACCCAGCACCCUUUGGACAGGCAACCUUCACCCCCAAUGCUCCUUUGGAAACAUCAGAGCCAAUAAGCGGAGCUGGCGGGAAGAAUGCCUUCGAAUUGAUGGGAGACUUGAGCCCUUACUUCUCCCCCAAAGAGGGCUUCGGCGUCAAUGAAUAUCCCCUGCCAAAGGGAGCAAAUAUCACCCAGAUGCAUUUGUUGCAGCGUCAUGGCGCCAGGUAUCCAUCAUCUUCCGAAGGGCUGGACUCAUGGGCCGCUGGUAUCUCCAAGGCAGCUGCCAGUGGUACUACCUUCAAAGGAGAGUUAGAUUUCCUUAACGACUGGUCAUACAAGUUGGGAAAAGAGAUUCUAGUUCCCAAGGGUCGCCAAGAGCUCUUCGAUAGCGGCAUUUUAAACUACUACAACUACGGACAUCUAUACAACAACUCAACUAAGAUUGUCGUGCGCACCACCCUCCAGUCACGCAUGCUUGAGAGUGCCGAAAACUUCCUUGCAGGCUUCUUUGGCCUCAACUGGACCAAAAAUGCUAACAUCUUGGCAACCAUCGACCCUGCCACCACUGGAGAAUACGCCUGCACCAAUGAAGCGACCAGCAUGCUCGCCAGCGUUGCCGAGCCAGUCGGCACCUGGCAAAAGAUCUAUCUGAAGGAGCGGACCGAGAAGCUGAAGCUUUUGACCGGAGACUACAACUGGACGGUGACAGACACUUAUCACGCACAGAGCCUCUGUCCCUACGAGACCAUCAGCCUCGGCUACAGCGAAUUCUGCCAGCUAUUCACCUACGAAGAGUGGGAAGGAUUCGCUUACCUGAUGGACCUCGAGUUUGCCGGUCUUUCCGGCUUUCUGAGCCCGACCGGCCGCGCUCAGGGCAUUGCCUGGGUUGAAGAAUUCCUGGCCCGAGUAGAAGGUCAUUAUGUCGACACCCCGGCCAAGCUUCACGGAGCCAACAUGACACUUGAUACCAACCCCAUCACAUUCCCAUUGAAUCAAAGUCUUUAUCUGGAGUUCACCCACGACGCAAACAUCAUUUCGGUUCUGACAGCCUUCGGGCUCUCUCAGUUUGACGAUGUCCUGCCUGACACGCAUCGCCCAAAAAGCCAGCAGUUCUCGACUAGCAAGCUUGUUCCUUUUGCUGGUCGCUUGAAUAUCGAGAUUAUUACUGCGCCCCAUAAAGUUUCGACUAAGCGGACGUCCAAGGCUGGAUCGAAGAGUAAUAAUUACAUCGCGGGGACUGGUGAGACAAAGUAUGUGCACUUCAUACAGAACCAGCGCACUAUUCCGCUUCAUGCUAGCUUCUCACUAUGUGAGUACCGCGAUGAUGGAUGGUGUGAGUUGUCGACUUUCUUGAAAGUACAGAAGCAUAGUCUGGCAGAUGCUCAGUAUCCGUAUGCCUGUUAUGGUAAUUGGACGGUGAAGAGUUGGGGCUCUGUGAAGAAUGGA